AUUGUUCGAAAGCUAAAUUCUUUAUAUUUUUUCACAAUUUUCUCUCAAGUAUGACCAAAGUCUCAUGUUACUGAAUAAUACUGAUUUAAAUACUCUGUUUUUAGGCCUCCAAAAGGAUCACUAUCAGAGCUGAGAGCCUUCAAAGCAACAAUACAUGUCAGCAGGGAAAUGAUGGAGUUGUGUGAUGUCAUAAAUCAAUGUGGAGAAAGAUUAUUUUCUGAAAAAGAAAAACCUGAUGAUCCUAGGAUGGUGAUCAGUUUUGGGGAAUUGUUUGCUAUCUACACAGCAAUUUCGGACAAAGUUGUUGGUAUUCUCCUAAGGGCUAGAAAAUACAAAUUUGUAGACUUUGAAGGUGAAUGCUUAUUCCAAAGAAGGGAUGAUCAUGUACCAAUCAUCCUACUGAGGCCAAUCAAGGAAAUCAGGCAGAUUCUAAAUGACAGGAUCAAUGAAGCUAUGAAGGCUAUUAAAGAAAGUGAAGCGGGAGAAAAUUUCAGCUAACAUCUAUAGACUGCGUCCAGCAAGUUAUGAUGGAUUGAGCAGUCUGAACCAGUAAACAUUCUAGGAAUGGUACUCAGUACAAGACUAAACUGAUGGACAUCGCACAUUGAUUAUUUAUAUCCUAGACUGUCUACACAAUUAUAUGUCCUUAGGCAGCUUAGCAGAUGCUUCGAUAACCAUACUUUGCGGGUAAUUUAUUUUAGCACGUUCAAUAGUAUAUAGCAAAAUGCUCAGCAGCAUCUAGCAAAACUUUCAUUUUACAAAAUACGGUUGUAAAGAUUAGAUACCAUUUCCAGUUAUAUAGAAACCACACAAAAUAAAGCAUUACCACUGCCUUUACAGUUCAGAACAAUUUCGUCUCUAAAAAUUAAAUAUAAAAUAAAACCUUGAAUACUCGAGUACUCUUUAAACGGUUUGUUUUUUCUCGAUUGUUUAAAGCUCUCACAUUUUGUCCUAAUUGUAAUUCUAUUAAGUGAGACCUUAAAUCAAUUAUAUAAUUCUAAUUAAACCUUUUUUGCCGACCUCGUAGGACCAACACUGUACUACUACUGCACGAGCCACCAGCUAUCUCCUAGUAGCUAAUACAAUAAAACAGCUCCAGGCAUAAGAUGUGUGUGUGUGUGUGCUAAUAUUGCACAGUGUGUGUGAUAUAGAAAACACAACUUCUAAGGCAAGGAAUUCACUUCCGAUGCAGAGAUCCGUACCCGCGACACCCGGGUUGCUAGCUUGACGCGCUGACCACCGAGCUACCGAGACUCCCUUGGAACGCAAAAACUUUCUAGUUAAUUGAGCUGAAAACCUCAAUUUUGUAAAUGUAUAUUUUUUGUAAUAAAUAGUAUUACUACAUUCUUCCAUCAGUUUAUAUUUUGAAGUCUUAUGAGCUCAGAAAUUUAGACAAAUCUGAAACACCAGCAGAAAUACACCUUUAUGCUCUAGGUAAUGUUAAUUACGUAAUGAAUCCAUACUAGCGCCUGAAUAUGACCAAAAAUAUAUAGGCGAACUCAUCUUCGAUUUUCCAAUGACCUUUGACAAUAUUCAAGUGUCGCAGCAAUUGCCAAAAUCUUCGUUAGCGUCAAGCCGGCAACACCGCUGCCUACCAUCGCCCCAUUCAACCUGAUUGUCAAGCAAUACCGUCAUAAGACAUUGCACCAGGUGUUACCCGCGCCGCUUCGUACGCCUUAAACUGUUAGUAACAUAAACAUUUUAUGCGAUCGCGUAUUGCAUAUUUGAUGGCAUUAGUAAAGUGACAGCCAACUUGCAUGCCUGUGAUAUUUGGUUACUUUAUUAGUCGUGUAACCUACAUGUUCCGCUGGUAAAACCGCGGUGCAGAAGGCUAGCAUUUAAUACGUCUUUAUUUGAAUCAAUAAGCUAUUUCAGAAUCCUUGUCAUGAAGUGCAGAGUCUCAAAAGAGCUUUCAAGCUGUUUCGAGAAUGAUCGGACAGCGACGGCAGUUUUGCAGAUGGUACCGACACACUUUCUGCGGCACCACCACGAGUAUCGCUCCACUGCUUAGUAUUGGCAUUGGUUAAUCUAUUCUGCCUAAAGAUAUAGUCAUCCAUAUACUGUAUUCUAGCAUCUAGAAGGGGAUCCGACAUACCAGUGCCAUAUAUUUAGGAAUCGACGUUGAAAAACACUAAUGUUUGGUUCUGCUAGUGCCUGAUGGAUGGCACUAGGAUCUUCAAUCCCGUUUUGGCACUAUUUUACUUGGGUAUCUUCAGGUAUAAUAAAUUAAUCAAAAUUAGAGAGGCGCUAAAAAGCGAUUGGAGAUCCUACCGUCGUCUAUUAAACAGUAACUUUUUUUAUAAUAAAUUCAUUUUUGUGUUCUACUGAUGUCUCAUGGAUGAUGCCAGUAUCUUUCAGAUCCCUCUUUGGACGCCACAAUACAGCAUAUGGUUCGCUAUCUUUAGGUGGAACAAUCAAUGGUUUUAGUCAAUUAUUUAAGUACAAUACAGAUGCCAAAUUACAAUGAAACAUGUCGUUUGAAAAAGGUAUGCACAUUCAUAUGAUCACAUUACUUUUGCCCUACCUAUCUAUUUACAAGAGCUUUGCGUGAAAAUGAUCUUUACAUACACUAAUGCCCAUUUUACGUCAACAAUUUGUUCACGAAUUUAUUCAGAUGAAUUUCUUUACGGACAUCUUAACACGUUCACGCCGACAAUGCAUGGAGUAAAACACGACUGUAGCCGAUACUUUUUUUCGUUUUUUUAGUGAAAAUGUACAUUGUCUGUAAUAUAAUUUCUAGAAAAUGUGUAAGUGAGCCUUAUUUUGAGUUUUGAAUACCUUUUUCAAUAUGUACCACCGGUGGUACACGACGGCUUUGAUGAUUAUUUUUUUCAUUAUGAGGGAAAUGGUAACUUCAGAACACAAGGGGUGUCAAAGAGGCUAGAAAUGAAGCCAAGCGUGUCUCUACAUCUUGUAAAGAUUGUCAAGACCAAAAGAAACUAUGUCUUCAAUGUUUUAAUGAAAUCCAUAAGUGAAGUUAUGUUACCUACCUAAAUAUAUAAGUGCUUACUUGUACUGUUAGGAAAAAUAUUUUUGCGUUAUUUUUCACUAAUUACUUAGUUUACUUACUUCAUAUGGUUGUGAC
Acanthoscelides obtectus is the source of this 3085-nucleotide messenger RNA. The record is from the annotation of a GenBank genome assembly. NCBI's taxonomy places the organism in Eukaryota, Metazoa, Arthropoda, Insecta, Coleoptera, Chrysomelidae.